GCACACCUUACGGAUGAAGAACUGGAAAGGGAUGUUCAGUCCUUUGUCGAGAAUCACCUGCCGUCUGUCAGAUACGAGGAUCUCCUGCGUGCUGCUCGAGUUGCAAAAGACAUUCGUGUAUAUGAUGAAGUUGCAAGACAGAAAGGGUACAACUUUGAGUCCACUCUGCCGGUGCAACUGACGAAAGAAGAGAAAUAUGCCUUGCGUCGAGAGAGAGAUGUCCCCUUUAGUGAGAAGGGCAUGCGGAUUGUCAUUCUCACGGUUUCCAUUGCCGCCUUGUUGCAAGGCUUUGUUCAGUCCUCCUUCAACGGCGCUUCGCUGUAUAGAGAGGAAUGGGGGCUUCGCCGGGAUCUCGGACCCGAUGACACGAGCGCCGACAACUGGAAGCUCGGGGCUGCCAACGCAGCGCCCUUCUUCUUUGCCGCGCUCAUCGGAUGUCCCCUUGCGCUGCCCAUCAAUUACUGGUUUGGCAGACGGGGCGGCAUCUGUGUUGCUGCGCUCCUGAUCUUCGCCAGUUCCUUGGGUGCGGCAUAUGCAAGGACGUGGUAUCAUCUACUCGGGAUUCGGGCUAUUAAUGGCGUCGGAAUGGGCAUCAAGGCCGUCAGCACGCCGAUUCUUGCCGGAGAGACUGCUGUUGGGUUUUGGCGAGGCUCUGCCAUCCUGGCCUGGCAAUUGUGGGUGGCAUUUGGCAUCAUGCUUGGCUUCGCCUUCAACCUCGUCUUUACAAAGGCGCAGUCGAGCUUGACAACGCUCUCCCUCAUCAACGCCGCACCGAUGGUCCCCAGCUUCUUCCUCUUCAUGAUCACACUGUUCCUCUGUCCAGAGUCACCGCGAUAUCAUCUUACAAGAGGCCCCAACUACAAUGUCCAAAAGGCCUUCAUCAGUAUGGUGAAGCUUCGAAACACAGAGUUGCAAGCAUUGCGAGACAUGUACCUCAUCUACAAGUCGCUCGAACAGGAAUCAAUGGCCUUGGGUAACCUGGACGCGCAUGCGUUUCGAUCACCGGGGUUUGUGUGGGUUAUCCGGGACUUUUUCAGACAGUACGCGCAGCUGUUUCAACAGAGGCGUCUGUAUAACGCUGUCAUUUCAACGUCAACCGUCAAUCUGGCCCAGCAACUCUGCGGAAUUAAUGUUCUCGCGUUCUAUUCGGGUAAGCCCGGAUACCUCUUCAACGGCGCCGGCAGUGAUGUGCACUCCAAAGUCAUUCCAAUGGCAUACAGUCUGGGCUUCGGCGCCAUCAACUUUCUGUGUGCCCUGCCAGCUGUGAGGAGCAUCGACACACUGGGUCGGCGAAAAUGGCUGUUGGCCACUCUGCCAUUCAUGGCGCUCUUCAUGUUUGGUGCCGCCCUGGCCUUUACGAUCGAGCCCCGAAAUAUCAGAGUCGGUGUUGCUGCCUUUUUCCUUUUCACCAGUCUUUGCUGCCGUGGCACCGCUUGGGCUAUUUCAAUCAACCUGGGCUUUGCCGGCCUCUUGUCCAUCGUCUUUCCAAGCAUCAACUCGGGCCUCACAGAAACCGGCGCCCUGGGCCUCUUCUCCGGCCUCAACGUCGUCGCUCUAGUCAUGGUCUUCCUGCUUGUGGAGGAGACAAAGCGUCGCACCCUCGAAGAGCUGGACCACAUCUUCGCCGUGUCCAAGAGGAAGUUUAUGCGCUUCCAGCUGUUUGAGUAUCUGCCAUGGCUGGUCCGA
Messenger RNA from Trichoderma reesei QM6a, 1686 nucleotides. RefSeq lists its product as uncharacterized. Gene Ontology annotation, molecular function: myo-inositol:proton symporter activity. The annotation marks the transcript as partial. Gene Ontology annotation, biological process: transmembrane transport. The record is from RefSeq and is a predicted model, not a curated record. Gene Ontology annotation, cellular component: membrane. NCBI's taxonomy places the organism in Eukaryota, Fungi, Ascomycota, Sordariomycetes, Hypocreales, Hypocreaceae. The transcript is spliced from 11 exons.